Colletotrichum destructivum is the source of this 4914-nucleotide messenger RNA. RefSeq lists its product as uncharacterized. The record is from RefSeq and is a predicted model, not a curated record. NCBI's taxonomy places the organism in Eukaryota, Fungi, Ascomycota, Sordariomycetes, Glomerellales, Glomerellaceae. Bases 790 to 4347 code for a protein of 1185 amino acids. The transcript has 2 exons.
ACUACUUACAUCAGUUCCCCUGCCAUGUACUGGGUCCCGCUAUAAAGUACACAUGUGUCCUGCAGCAAUACCGGGAGUGGGCAAGUCGCUCAUCUGAAAGGCGUUAUGUUUGCCACAUCCACAUCAAACUCGUCGCCGAGCUUCGACUGCCUUAGCCUAGACCUUCAGGUCCACCAUCACGCUUUUGCUCCGGGACUCGACUGCUAUUCCUGUCUCGCCAUCGUACUACCGAGAGCCCGCUCUCUCCGAAACCCCCUCCCUCUCUUUCAAAUGUCUUGUCUCGACCUCCCCCAAGACUUGAGUGUCACAGGGUUGACCCCCUGUACGUGGGAGGCAUGUGUGCACCUCCCUCCUUAUGCAGGAGGUUGACCACACUGCAGCUGCAGCUGCACCAGAACAGACCUGGCCAUAGACAUCUCUUUAUCUUCUACGUCCUCCCACCAACAUUCUUGUUCCCUUUGAUUCAGCCGCGCUCUCCCACCUUUCGAUGUGACGACCUUACCUGCCGGUUGCCUGUCUACAGUCUUGGUUGUGCGACGUCUUUCGCGGCAUGAAACUGGCCAUCCCAUCGGUCAAGUUCCAACGGAUUGGCAAAGAGAGAAAGAGAAGUGCAAAGAGAUUGACAGGCCAGUUGUUGCUGGCUUGGGCCCGUCCAUUUGACUGCAGCACGACUCCAAGUAUCUCAUAUCCUCUCCAACCAUCCCCGGGCGGACGUCCCUCCGAAUCUCAAUCUUUACUCAAGUCCUAGCCGUUCCUCAAGUCACUCAGCGUCUACCGACUCGGCUGAUCAUGAGUAACCCUCGCGACCCAACCCGGUUGCGACAGGGUCUCAAUCCGCUGUUAACUCAGUCUCUGGGUUCAUAUCACGGCCAUGCCAACACCCCGCUGUCUGGCGUUUCCUCAACUUACUUGCACUCGGCCCACACGCCGGCAAGCGCAAUCCAGCCCUACAACCCGCAAGAAUGGAUAGCAUCACCUGCUACCGUUCCUGAGCGGCCUCAUCAGUUUCCUGAGCAGGGAUCACCAUUGCCUCCGCCUCCGUACAGCCCUCCACGGAGCCAGCGACCGCCGAGUGGUAGCUUUGAAUCAUCGCCAGCGGCCAAUACAUCGGCGGCACGCAUACCUCCGACGAAUCUUCACAGGCCGUCUCCGGAGCCUUGUACGAACACAUCGUUUCCCCCGCCGCCGGGCGUUAACGGUAGGGCAGGCUCCCGUGAAAGACGCUUUGGUUUCUCUUCCCUCAGAAGAAGUAGAGAACAUCAUGAAACAAGCCCCCCCGAGCCCAUGCCGCCUACCUCGCUAUCAAGACCUGCGCCUCUUCAAAUACAGAUUCCACAACAAAUGCUACAUCGCAACGAUUCCGAGUCAUCACAGGGCCCGCCUGCGGCUCGACGAGCUGCCUCUGCAAGUGCUAUUGAGACACCAACCUCGGCUCGCUCACGGUCAGCAUCACAGACAAGAUGGGAGCCAGGAAUGCCUCUUCCACCACCGCCGCCAGUGCCUCCACCGGCCUCAUCCCGAUCACAGAGUGUUCAAAGCUCACAUAGAACGACAACACCCGUGUCAUCGCCGCCCACGAGGCGGCCUCCGCCGAGCGGUGUGGCAGCCCUGGGACCAGUGCCACCAACUCCAGCAGACUGGGUUGACCAGCCUGAAGCUGCCAACCGUGCAUCUCAGCGUAGGCCAUCUCCGGGCCUGACUAUCGACACCGCCAGCGCCGCAAGCUCGACUCAGACGGGAGAGUCGAGCAACUCUGGGGCACUGAGCUCUGGCGGAAGUCUGAGCCGGGCCAGAGCAGUCCGUCAUGACAAGACCAUCGUGCAACGUCGUGCAGAAAGUCGCACUAGACACGGAGUAUCGCACAAUUCUAUAGAUGGGGCCAUCAACCCGGUUCAGCUUAGCGACAUCGUCGUUCCGAACGAAGGUGCCCUUUCUCGCCGCCUGACCAUCAGUAGAUCAACACCAAGAAGCGCAGGCCGGACAGCAAUGGACACCCCCAGAACCGGUGAGCAGUCCACAACACCACGAGCAGCGCCCGGGCCAUCUCAACGGUCUCGCAUCGAAGCCGCAACGCCGCCUUUCUCGCCUCACCCGUCAAAAGGUGCCCCAGUAGACGAUGGAUCGCCAUGCGUUGUCCCGAAGGCACUGCCAACACCUCCCCAAACUCGAUCGGCGUCCAGCUCACAAACAAGGUUCAGCUCCAUGACCCCUGCAGAUGGGCCCCCUUCGGCAUCUAUCUCGACUACCAAGCAUACCGUCAUCACACAGACUGCCGACCAAUUCUGCAGUGAGACGGUAGAACGAUUCCAAGCCUUCGCCAUGAAAGAGUCAGCGUCGGCCACCGAUGCCGAGCGAGUGCGGUUGUUUGCCGACUUUAUCGUCAGUGAGUCCAGGAUCAGGCGCGAAAGAUACUCGUCGGCAAUCGGCGCUAUGGGCUCAGAGAUAUUCGACCUGACAAGAGACCUUUUCCGCCCUAUGGUGGCGAGGCGAGAGUCCGGAGCCUCCCAGACUGAGUGGACGCCCCAGUCGUCCGAGCCUACAAGAUCGCAUCGCGGUUCGCUCAACUCCAUCUAUCGUGAGACGCCCGGAGAGACCAGUUCAGCCCCCUUAUCAGCAAACGUGCCAGGUUCGCCCAUUGGAGGGCCCGCUAACAACCUCAAUUACUCGUCCAAUUACAUGCCUUCUCUCUCCCCGAUAUUGAGUCUCAGUGUCAGCGAUAACUAUGACGGCGACUCCCGAGGUCGCCCAGCAAGCAGGUGGUGGGAAGCAGAUUCUUCAGGUGCGGGUAGUAAGCUGAUUGAGAGAUCCAAGAGGGAGUCCAAGUACAUGGGAGUGCCCAAGGAAGCACGGGAAGCGCUUCAGUGGGAGGAUAGCCCGCAAAGACAUGAUGGGUUCGCGGGGCCCAGCGAGUCGAGGUCUUCGAAUGAGUACCCUCCCGAGAAGACGGGAUGGCACGAGCCGGAGCCGGUAGUUACCCCGCAGCCAUCGAGGUACUCUGCAGACUCCCUCGGAUCUUCGGCUUCGCCCACGACGCCAAACCCUGCUCAUCUGGACGUCUCGCGUCUCGUCACUCUGCCACCGCCUUAUCCCCGCCACCACCCGGCCGUGAACAACAACCACCCAGAGCUGGCCGAGACAAGAAUGGCCGUACGCCAAAUCAGCGACCUCUCCGAGAUCGAAGCCACCAAGGAGAGGUUUCAGGUGACGAGCACCAAAAAGCGCGACGAGGCCGCGAAGGCCUCUGCUGAGCGGAGGCAUGCUCUGCGGAACAAUCUCCAGCAGGAGGUUAACGUCGGCAACAUGUCAUUCGCGGAGGCGUCGGCCAUCGAGCAAGACUCGGUAGCAGCCGAGAAAGAAAAGCUCAAGGAGCUCGGCAAGACAGAGUUUGAGCAGUUCCAGAGCCAGGUGGUGAUGCCGCUGAACGAUCUCGUCACGGGCCGCAUCGCAAAGGCCACAGAGCUCUUCGACAAGCUGGCAAGCAGUCUCUUUGACGAUGUCGCCAGCGCUGCGGACAUGCCGCAGGAGGAAGGUGAUGACAAGCCCGAACUGCUAGAGAAACUGACACUGCUCAAGUGGAUUUUCGAAGCCAGGGAGAUGCUACACCGGGCCAUCUACGACAUUCUCACAGACCGCAAUAACCGGUACCGCGACGUCGUACUGACGCCGUACCGGCUCGCGGGCAACGAGGAGAAGCUCCGCAACGCCGUGGGAUUCUUCGCCGAGGACGCGGCGAAGCGGCAGCUGGCGUUCGCGCACGAGGUGCUUGCGCGCACACAGGAGUUCCAGGCCGUCAUGGAGAUGAAUGUCAUGCGUGGCGUUGAGGUGCAGCUCUCGGCAUUCUGGGAUAUUGCACCGCCUCUGCGCCGGCUUCUGGAGAAGAUUCCGCCGUACCUAGAGGACUUCAACAUCCAGAUCCCGAUGGCCGAGUACGAGGAGAACCCGUCGUACCGCCGGCACCCGCUGCAGUAUCUGUUCAGCUUGCUGCUGCAUACGGAGAAGAGCACGUACCAGUUCAUCGAGUCGCAGACGAACCUGCUCUGCCUUCUGCACGAGGUCAAGGAGGCCGUGGCGCACGCCAAGGCCAAGGCCGUCCAAAGCGAGGCCGAGGACGGCGAGGGCAGGGAGUAUGGCGACGAAGAGCGCGAGGCGCGGGCGCAGCGCCUACGGCACGACGAGGGCCGGAUGCUGACGGACGACCUGAAGGAGAAGGUGCGCGUCGUCCAGGACCAAUGGACCAGCGCCCUGGGCGAGAACAUACGGAACGUCAAGCAGAUGCUGGGCGAGUAUCUGCUGGAGACGGGGGGGUGGGACGAGACGUUGGAAGAGGGCGGCGUUGGCAGCGUCUAGAAAACCGGAGGGGGCGAAAAAGCUCUCGAGGUGGAAGAAGAUGGGCUAUAAGUAUUAUUCAAGGCUUCAAAGACGUUGAUACCCCUUUGCGUAUGAGACGACUCUUGUUUUACAAAACCUGCAUAUUCUUGGGGAUUGAUUGCAGCAAUCCGGAAACCACUAGACUUAAGACCAGGAGACAGGAGUAAAAUUCCCAUUUCCACAAAGAUUUUCCGAGUGUGUUGUUAAUGUGUAAUAUCCUGUUCCCCAAGGAAAGGGAGGAGGAAGGUUCGCUCUCUGCCAUAUAUGGAUGAAUGUCUCUUUGGCAUGUUUUCCAACCCAAACGCCCGCCGUGUGUAAUGUACAUGUGUAAGGAGAUGCAUAAUGACAUAACAAUACACAAAAUUGACUUCCGUCGCGUGUCCGCGUCAUCGGCGAGAAGAUGGCUCUUGUGAUACUCGGUUCUCGUUUCCUAGUAGUGGCCGAUGAUGUCGGGGGAUUCCGCUGUACAGCCGAGCCUCGCGAUUCGACUGGCAUUCGUCCGCAUCUCGCGCGAUUCUUCGACGGUCUCCCGGUCGUGCCAAUCUU